Messenger RNA from Eufriesea mexicana, 3897 nucleotides. RefSeq lists its product as uncharacterized. The transcript has 3 exons. NCBI's taxonomy places the organism in Eukaryota, Metazoa, Arthropoda, Insecta, Hymenoptera, Apidae. The coding region runs from base 165 to 3305 and encodes 1046 amino acids. Gene Ontology annotation, molecular function: oxidoreductase activity, acting on paired donors, with incorporation or reduction of molecular oxygen; iron ion binding; monooxygenase activity. The record is from RefSeq and is a predicted model, not a curated record.
CGAGAAUGUCGACGUACGAUGGACAUUGUGGAAAGACAUACGACCGAAUCAGCUGUAAACGUCAUUGAUUAAAUUUUGAUAUUCUCGAAACUACCUCGUUUCGUAUAAAACGACAGAUCGAACGUCGGAGACAGACUUGUUUACCUAACCUCAAAGUUAUCAUCAUGGAUUUCUUUUGGAUAUCAUCGAGUGUCCUCGCGAUUCUGAUUGCCUGUUACCUCUACAAACGCCGACACCCGUUACAAGCCUAUGGUAUACCUUUCAAGAGCUGGAUUCCCUUAUUGGGUAGCACGUGGGAGUCGAUAAUAACCAAGAAACCAUUCGCUGUCGUGGUUCAGGACAUCUACAAUCUAGCACCAACUGCGAAAUACGUGGGAUUCUACAACAGAAUGUCUCCAGUCGUGAUGAUUCGGGACCCGGAACUAAUAAAGUCCAUCACUGUGAAGAACUUCGAUCAUUUCAGGAACCAUCGGAAUUUCGGCAACGACGAGUUGGACAGCUUCCUCGGUAACAAUCUUCUGUUACUUCGCGAUGACAGGUGGAAAGAGGUUCGAUCGCUGAUCACGCCAGCCUUCACCUCUAGCAAGCUGCGAUCAAUGUUCCCGCUGAUGACAGAGACCGCAAUGAACGUCGCGAAAUAUCUCUCGACCCUUUCACAAGACCAAAACGUGACGGAGAUGAAGGAUGUGUUCACGAGGUACGCCAACGACGUGUUCGCCACGUGUGCCUUCGGAAUCACCAUCAAUUCCCUGACCGAUCGUCAGAACAAGUUCUACGCUUUAGGCAGAGAAGCUCUAGACAUUCACAGCGUGGCCAUCAUGAAGUUCGUCAUGCUCAGACUGUUCCCGAGAUUAUCCAAGAAGCUGGGCUUGACGUUACUGAGCAAAGAGGUGACCGACUUCUUCAAGAAAGUGGUGUCUGAUAAUAUAAAAGUCAGGGAGGAGCAGGGAAUAGUUAGACCCGACUUCAUCCAGCUAAUGAUGGAGACUAGGCAUAAACUGGGCCCAGGUAAGGAACUGACAGUCGACGAUAUAACUGCUCAGGCGUUUGUCUUCUUCUUCGGUGGCUUCGAGACCACUUCCAGCCUGCUGUGCUUCGCUGCUCACGAAUUGGCUGCGAACCCAGAGUUGCAGGAAAGACUUCACGCUGAGAUUGAUAGCAUUCUCGAGGAUGCUGGAGACGAAAUGACGUUGGAACGAUUAAAUAGCCUCGAGUAUCUCGACGCUGUGAUUAACGAGGCAUUGAGAAUGUAUCCAAUUAUACCUAUUACCGACCGAGAGUGUUCCAAACGAUUCGAAUUACCCGAAACGCUACCCGGGACAAAGCCGUACGUACUGGAAGAAGGUUCGCAUGUGUGGUUGCCCAUUUAUGCGAUACAACGCGAUCCCCGGUAUUUCGAGAAACCCGACAACUUUAAACCCGAUCGAUUUCUAGAUAAGAGCAGCAAUAUCGUCAUCGGUGGAUCGUAUUUACCGUUUGGCAUGGGUCCAAGGAACUGUAUAGGCAACAGGUUCUCGCUGGUAGAGAUUAAAGUCGCUCUGUUUUAUAUCCUCGCGAGCUGCCGGCUGGAAGUUUGCUCUAAAACGACAUUGCCCAUCGAGUUGAAGAAGAGAGGCGUGUUCCUUAUGGCGAAGAAUGGAUUCUGGUUAAGGGUCGUGGCGAGGAAAAAAUCGUUUAAACGACCAAGUCGAUUGGAAAAUAAUUUGAAAAUGGUGUGGUGGACAGUAAUCGCGCUCCUAGUGGCCGUGUUCACGCUAGCCUACUAUCUUCUAGCUCGAAACGCGGAUUAUUUCGAGAAACGCAACAUUCCUUGCCUCAAAGUGAACCCGUUGAUGGGAAGCAUUUGGAAGGCAGUGCUUCAGCAAUCCACGUUCGCCGAUAUCGUUAAAGAAGCGUACAACGUUCAUCCUGAGGCGAAGUAUGUCGGGUUCUUCGACUUCUCCAUGCCGGUGAUCAUGCUCAAGGACCUGGACCUGAUCAAGUCGAUCACCGUGAAGAACUUCGAGCACUUUCCCGACCACAGGAACCUGCAGAACGAGGAUACGGAACCAAUGUUCAACAAAAACUUGUUCGCCCUUCGCGGUGAAAGGUGGAAGGAAGUGCGGAACUUACUGAGCCCAGCCUUCACGUCUAGCAAGAUGAAGAUGAUGUACGUGUUAAUGCGCGACUGUGCCAAGGAAUAUGGAAAUUAUCUGGCUAAUCUGAAGGAAGAGGAGUCCAUCAUUGAACUGAAGAACGCGUUCACCAGGUACACGAACGACGUGAUCGCCACCUGUGCCUUUGGCGUGAACGUGAACUCUAUGAAGGAUCCGAAAAACAAGUUCUACGUGCUGGGCAGAGAGGCUACUAACUUCGGGAGGUGGCAAUCCCUCAAGUUCUUCUUGGUGAGAAGCGCGCCAUGGCUGACCGAUCGGUUGGGUAUCAGCAUCAUCAGGCCUGAGAUCACGAAAUUCUUCAAGGACCUGGUGGAGACUACGAUAAAGACCAGGGACGAGCAGAACAUCGUUCGGCCGGACAUGAUUCAGUUGAUGAUGGAGACCAGAGGGAAAUUGGGACCCGGGAAGGAACUGUCUAUCAUGGAUAUGACGGCUCAGGCGUUCGUCUUCUUUUUCGGUGGGUUCGAGAGCACCUCUACUCUCAUGUGCUUCGCUGCUUAUGGAGUUGGUGUGAACGAGGAGAUCCAAAGGAGGCUACAGGCUGAGAUCGACCAAGUUCUGGAGGAGUGCAACGGAAACGUCACGUACGAGGCUAUAAACGAAAUGAAGUACCUGGAUGCUGUCAUUUACGAGAGUCUCAGGAUGUACCCUGCGAUUGUCGCUGCUGACAGACUGUGCAUGAAACCGUUCGAACUGCCACCACAUCUGCCAGGGGAAAAGCCACACGUCGUGCAGAAGGGUGAUUGCCUGUGGAUACCGAUCUAUGGGAUCCAACACGAUCCAAAGUAUUUCCCAGAGCCGGAGAAGUUCAAUCCUGACAGGUUCAACGGUGAUCCUAAGCAGUUUCUCAACGCUGGGUCGCUGAUAGCCUUCGGUAUGGGGCCCAGGAUGUGCAUCGGUAACAGAUUCGCGUUGCUGGAGUCGAAGGUGUUGCUGUUUCACAUAUUCGCAAAGUGUGAUCUCAUUCCCUGCUCGAAGACAACCAUACCGAUGAAGUUGAGCAAGAAAGGGUUCGCUGUGACGGCUGAGAACGGGUUCUGGUUCAAGAUCCAACCGAGGAGCAACAAGAAAGCUGGAGUAGAGAAAAUUGCAGUUCCAGGGACGACGAUGCUCAUCGAUAAAAUACCCGAUAGAUAUCCUGAUAAUUAAAAUGGAAUAUGAUCAAAUGACAUUGACAACUCAAGAUUCAGAGUAUCAAAACUCACGAGUAUAAAUGCUAGCCGUUAAUUCGGUAUAUUGUUAUAUAAAUAUAUACGGAAUAUUUGUUAUCUUUUUGACUAGAUAUUGGCCUUAUGUCGUAUCGAGAAACUGUUUGUCGCGAGUUUAUUUUUAUAUCAGCUUUGUAAAAGUUGCCAGGAACAAUGAGAUAUGAAAAUGACUGACACGUUUUUGUUUCAACGAGAUUAAAGUAAUAUAUAUAUGUUAAAACAAACGUGACGCAUAUGGAGUAUGUAAUGAUUAUAUUUUCGUGGUGAAACGUUUAAGGUCAACGACCGACCGCUUGUGGUGUUAUUGGCGUAAUGACUCUUAAUGCGUUCCUUGUUGGCCUUGGCUUACUUUUGUCAGUUCUGAAUUACCAUAUCCAAAUGCAUACGAUUAUUUAAAACGACUUGAAAGAAAUCUGCUGAUUUCUUCCUAACCUUAAAUUUAUUCAAAAUUCAUAGGGAAUUGACAGAUGAUAUAUGCAAAAUCAAAUUAAUAAACGAAAUCAGAAUAUCAGAAAAAUCAGGAAUCUGCUUCU